ACUGUACCAAGGAAAAUGUGUUUAAACUUCUAAAAACUGACCUCUUCUGGACAGAAUAGUUUCUGUAGGUUCAGACUUACUCAUCAUCAAUAUUUUAUGUCUCGUGGGUUUCAUAACCAAAUGUAUGUAUAUAGCCCUUCUUACAUCAGCUGGUAUCUCAAAGUGCUAUACAGAAACCCAGACUAAAACCCCAAACAGCAAGCAAUACAGGAGCACGGUGGCUAGGAAAACUCCCUAGAAAGGCCGACACCUAGAGGAACCAGGCUAUGAGGGGUGGCCAGGCCUCUUCUGGUUGUGCGGGGUGGAGAUUAUAACAGAACAUGGCCAAGAUGUUAAAAUGUUCAUAAAUGACCAGCAUGGUCAAAUAAUAGUGAACAGGUCAGGGUUCCAUAGCCGCAGGCAGAACAGUUGAAACUGGCGCAGCAGCACAGCCAGGUGGACUGGGGACAACAAGGAGGCAUGGUCCUAGGGCUCAGGUCCUCUGAGAGAGAAAAAGAGACAAUUAGAGAGAGUAUACUUAUAAGACAGGAGAAAUACUCCAGAUAUAACAGACUGACCCUAGCCCCCCGACACAUAAACUACUGCAGCAUAAAUACUGGAGGCUGAGACAGGAGGGGUCAGGAGACACUGUGACCCCAUCCGUUGAUACCCCUGGACAGGGCCAAACAGGCAGGAUAUAACCCCACCCACUUUGCCAAAGCACAGCCCCCACAACACUAGAGGGAUAUCUUCAUAACAAGUCCAUAAUGACGAGACCGGAAUCAGUUCAAACAUUUAUCUUGAACAUGCUCAUCUCAACACAUAUUACCCAUGAUGCUCUGCCUAUACAACUACCUUAAGUAGGGAGGUGCAAAUGAUACAUCCCUAAUACACAACAAGUAACACAUUGGGAAAUGUCUGUUUCCUUUGCUUAAAAUAAAUAAAACUUAGAAUGCAAUGUAUUGUUUUGCUAGCAGCAGUGUAUAUGAUUUGGCAGUGCCUUGUUGCUUCCUAAGCAACUGAGCUGCUGGUCAGAGCCCAGGCAAGCCUAUACGGAGAGGUUACUACAGCCCUGAGGAGGCUGGCCAGCCAGGUGGGCGGGCAGAGGCAGGCUGAGCAUGCAGCAAGGAAGCUGAGAAGGGAGAGACUCACAUCCAUAGCUGCUGCACACAGCCCUCCAUCAGGGGGGACGCUCACGCUUGCCUGGACCAUGAGCAAUGAGUCUACCGUCUGGAACAACCUCACCGAGAACUCCACCGGGGUCCCAUUUGAGCCUGGUAAACAACAGAAUGGUUACGUCCUACUGCUGGUGCUCCUGUCCAUCUUCCUAGGGGGAACACUGGUCCUGCUGUCUGUCAUCCUGAUUGUCUCCAGACGCUGCUGUGAUGGAGACCGCAGCUAUAACAGUGCCAGCGACGACCCUGAGAAAACCAACACGACCUACACUGAGGCGUCUCAACCAGUCCAUGCAGAGAUCACCAUCCGGGUCGACGAGUCAGACUGCCUGUCGGCCGCCAGCUCCCACGUGGACAUGGAGACGGAGCGCUUCCUGUCCACGGGCACCCAGGGCGGACGCCGGGUCUCCUUCAACGAGGCGGCGCUCUUCAACCACGGCAGGAAGGCCCUGGAUAAAGGCCGCAGGUACACGUUGACUGAGGGUGACUUCCACCACCUGAAGAAUGCGCGACUCACACACCUCCACAUCCCGCCCCUGGCCCUCAAGAUCGUCACCAUCCACGAGUGUGAGUCAUCAGAGAUCAGCAUCGCCAUGACGACCCGCCCCGCCGCCAAGUCCAGCCUUUCCAUCUUCCAGCCGGCACUGUGUGCCCUGCGUCCCCUACCCCAGACAGCGUUGACCAGUCUGAGUGUCAGUCCCAGCUCAGCCCUCCCUGGGGACACCCUCAACUCGGUGGUGGACUCCAGCUUCAGUGAGAGUUCCCUGGUCCCGGGACCCAAGGAGCCCAGCAGCAGCAGCAUUGAGGUGAUGGUGUCUGGCUCCAGGAAUGGGGGCAGUCCGUCUUUGAGCGAUGGGGCGUCGGUGACGUCUGUGACGGGUGAGUCCCCUAGCGCGGGAGUGGGGCAGGGCCCGGUCCUGCAGUUCUUCACCAAGCUGAGGCGCCAUGCCAGCCUAGAGGGGGCCAGCCCAUACUUCAAGAUCAAGAAGUGGAAGCUGGACAGCAGCCAGCGGGCUUCUAGUCUGGACACCAGAGGGUCCCCUAAGAGGAGGCAGUUCCAGCGGCAGCGCGCCGCCAGCGAGAGCAUGGACCAGGAGGAUAACGACGCCCACCACAUGGACCUCAUCCAGUAUAUCGCCCGCACCCAAGACGUCACCUACCACCCCAGCCCCUCCGCCCGCCUCCUCUCCCCCAAGCCACCACCCUCCCUCGGCAGGUUAGAGGUGGAGGUGGUGGUGGAGCCCAGCUGCAGCAGGGGCCAAGUAGCGGGGUUGAUCGGCCUGUCCCCAGAGUCCCAGGACGAGGCAGCGAGCCUGGGGGACUGUAGACAGGAGAGCUUGUCCUCAGACCACCAGGCCUUGUACAGAGACAUCUGGACGCUCCGGGCCUCUCUAGAGCAGUACGGCUCCUCAGACCAGAUCAACAACGACAGGGACUCUGUUCGCAGCGACGCCGACAGUGUCAGCUCCCUGGGGGGCCGGACCGAGAGGGGGGAACUGCCCAGUAACCCCUCCCAGGACAUCGGGGAUGAACCCGAAGGGGAUGUAGAGCUGCCCAUGGAUGAUGGGAUGGGAGAGAAGGAAGAGAAGAAGAAAGGGGGGAAGCAGGACAGUGUGGAGUCAGAGAGGGUCAGUGACGGGGAGUCAGGCAAUCGUAAGCUCAUGCAGAUGGACAGUGGCUAUACGUCUAUAGAGGCUCCAUCACGGGCGCCAGAGGAGCUAAGACUGUUUGGCAGUAGUGGCAGUAUAGACAGGACGGCCCUGGAGAAGAGACACUACUUCACCAGUGCAGGGCACACUGGCACAGUGGGCGAGAGCUUCGAAGCCCGCAUCUUCGAGGAAGAGCCAGGCGAGGAGAUGCUGGUGGGGGCGAUGGGCGGCAUCGCAAUAGAAACGUCCAGGUCUCCCCUGGGCUGGUCUCCGUAUGGGCAGAUGUUCACUCCACGAGAGGCGCAGCCGCACUCCCACCCACCCUUAUCAUUACACCGCCGCGACUACAGCAUCGACAAGAAAACUGACGCGCUCUUCCAUGAGUUCCUCCGCCACGACCCCCAGUUCGACCAGCAGGAGUCACCGAGGAAACAUCGCUCGCGCAUCCACCUCCGCAAACAGUGGCAGCGCAACAAGCAGUACAGUGACCCGGGCGUUCGCUACCAGUGCCACUCCUUUGAGAGGCAGCGGACCCCCCUGCGACGAGGCGAUAGCGUCAACUACCCUCUGGACACAGGCUUCCACAGCAUACUGCCACGCAUCGUCAGUGCGCCUGAUGAGGAGGCCAGCGAGGGGGCCCCCAGUACACCCCAGAAGCCAAAGGCCGAGGUGGUGGCGGGCAGGGCAGGAGAGGUGGAGGAAGGAGACAGGAGGAGAGUGAGUCCCAGCAGUAGCUGUGGCAGCAGCACCGUGACCAUUAGAGACCUGGAAGGAAGGGCAUCCUGUUCCCCUCCCACUGUUCCGGAUAGAGAGGGCCUGCUAGGGGAGCAGCGCAACCCCCAGGAGGACACUAGGCAGGCGGUACACCCCCUUGAGGCCCCUUACGAGCCCCCCCAGCCUCCUGACACGGGCAACAGCCGACAGACCAUCACAGCCGAGCUGACGGACAAGCUGUGCGCCACUCUGGAUGAUCGGCUGUACACAGGCCUGCAACGGACCAAGGACACAGUGGUGGUGACAGAGUGUAUGGUGAAGGUCGUUCACGCCUCCCCCGACCGCAGCCCAGUGUAGCAUGUCUCCAGUCCUCCUCCACUCCUCGCUGAUCUUUUGCGUUUCAUUUGAUUUCAGUCUACGCCGGGUAACUACAAUUUCUCUGUCUGAAUUAGCUGGUCCCAGACCAGUAACAAGAAAACAGGCUACACUAUACAGUAUCAUGUAUGCUAUAUGAAGAAUACACCCCUAGAUAGUAUUUAAAGUACCAUAGUGUCUCUUACUGCUGUGAUUCCUUUCUCCUCUUAGAGAAGUGAUGAUGUAAAGAGCCAGUAUGCUCUCUGCACUAGUCUAUCCACUGUGAAACUAGGUGCUAUUAGCCUUGAAAUCAUCUCAAGAUCUGGAUACAAAGUUUAUCUGGGCGUAAUAGGACAGUCUUGACUGAUAGGCCAGCCAGGACUGUUUAAUUGUAAUGUGAUGUAAUUUAAUCUGAAUCUAUGGUACUUAGGAACAGAAACAGAUGAAUUAGGAAAUGCAUUUUUUUUUCUCCUCAUAAACGAUCAUUAAAUGGGUAUGAAGAUGCUGUCCUAAUUUGGUCACCAAAUAAAUUGCAGUAUCCAUAUUAGGACCGCCUCGUCAUAUCCACACUGGAUCAGAGAAUAUUCUUCAUCAAGUAUCCUUGUUGCUUAAUGUCUGGCCUCAUGUUUCCAUAAAAAAAAAGUCUUACUGCUUUCCAGAAAAGUGAUGGUUGUUAGGACAUGUUCUUUGUAUUUGUUGUUUGUCUAUACUUGUUUUACAUUUCACAGUUGGUUGUGACUGUAGUAACUGGCAUAUUGGAGGCCAGGGUUAGAACAACUUAGUUAGAACAACCUAAUUUCUGUGCCAAAAAUACCUUGUCAGCUAAUGGAGGCAUCUCAAGUGUUACUGAACCAGGGGUUGGAACUAAAACAUUUUUUCCAAUCGUAUAGUUUUGAACAGAACCGCAAAUCUUUCAUUUUGUUCCACAGUUCCGACCAGCAAGAGUUUAGAACCCCCCAAAAAGUACUGGUUUAUAUUUUUCCUUUUUUAACCUGUCAAAUCAUGUAUUUAAUUUCUUUACAUUUAGCUCAUUAAAUGACUUCUCCAAUCAGCGCAGACAGAGCAGGCAAGCUAGUUGUUUACAUGCGUGAUGGACAGGCAAGUGUAGCCUAUGGUGCAAAAUGCAACAGAA
Molecule: messenger RNA, 5003 nt
Organism: Oncorhynchus masou masou (cherry salmon)
Lineage: Eukaryota; Metazoa; Chordata; Actinopteri; Salmoniformes; Salmonidae
Product: voltage-dependent calcium channel beta subunit-associated regulatory protein-like
Exons: 10
Coding region: 1190-3874 (894 amino acids)
Biological process (GO): negative regulation of voltage-gated calcium channel activity; negative regulation of calcium ion-dependent exocytosis
Cellular component (GO): plasma membrane; secretory granule
Molecular function (GO): transmembrane transporter binding
Source: RefSeq, a predicted model, not a curated record